UGUAGCUCGUCGUGGCGCGCUCCGUAACUUUUAUUGUUUUUUUUUCAACUUCCCAUCGAGCCAACCGCUUGCUCGGUCGUCUUUUACCUGCGUGCGCUUAAAAUUUAUAAACUGUUUCGUAUCCCGUACCCUCUAGUUAAGUGUUAAUAACGUUCGCGUAGUUCAAAUCUCGAAGUGAAACCUCCGAAACUCCAGAUGUUUUAAACUAGCGGCAAUAACCUCGUUUAGUGUCAACAAAAUAAAUAAACAGUGGUAACAAGUUGCCGUACGUAACAAAAAGUAUUGUGAUAAAUUAAACAAUGAACUAAACUGGUAUACCAGGACGAGAAUGGGCUUCGUUCAGUAUAGCAACGUGAUUAUAAUCAACCAGAAAGUUUCUACUCCAGCUUCACCCACAUAUCGUUUAUGAGCAUAUAAUUAACGAUCAUGAUGUUCGGGAUAUACAAAGUUGCGGCGAUUAUAUUCCUCGCAGCUCUCAGCAAAGGUGAACUACCCGAAGAUGACUUCAGGAUAAUCAACAGACAAGACCUGUUGGCGUCAGAUAGCGAUAUCUUUCAAGAUAAGAACGGCAAGUCAUUUUCGCAACUGCUGUUUGACGUGGCAAGAGAACAGGUGAUAGUGGGCGCAAGGGACACCCUCUACCGUCUCUCUCUUCAGGGCCUGAGACCUUUGGAGCGCGCGGACUGGCCUGCCCCACCCGAAAAGGCAAAGCUAUGCCAAGACAAGGGCCAGACCGAAGAGGACUGUCACAACUACAUCAAAGUCCUGCUUUCUUACGAGCAGAAGCUGUUUGCGUGUGGGACCAACGCGUUUAGUCCUAUUUGCAGCUGGAGGGAGAUCGAAAGCCUCAGUCUGGUGUCUGAAUGGGUGUCGGGUGUCGCCAGCUGUCCUCACAACCCACACUCAAAUGUGACAGCGAUAUUUGCGAACAGUGGAGAAUAUUUUGCGGGGACUCCGACAGAUUUUACUAGUUCGGACACUGCUAUUUGCAGGAGUCACGGCGCUUCACCUCGCAAAUCGGUAAUGCUUCGCACAACUCAGUACGAUUCCAAUUGGUUGAAUGAACCACAAUUCGUUGGCAGUUUCGAAGAUGAACAUUUUAUUUAUUUCGUAUUCAGAGAGAUUGCUGUGGAAUACUUGAACUACGGCAAGGCAAUAUACUCGCGUAUAGCACGCGUCUGCAAAAAUGACUCUGGCGGCCAUCUUGUGAUGAAGGAUAAUUGGAGUACGUUCCUGAAAGCACGCCUAAAAUGUCCCGUACCAGGAGAUCUGCCGUUUUACUAUGACGAAGUGCAGAGCGUCGAGUAUCUUUCCCAGGAAAAGAUACUGGUCGCUGUCUUUACUACACCCACUAACAGCAUAGCCGGCAGUGCAGUGUGCAUCUACAAUAUGUCGGAUAUUCACAUGGCUUUCGAAGGCCCCUACAAAGUACAAGAGUCCCGAAUGUCUACUUGGGAGCCCAGGUCCCCUUCACAUCUAGCAAGGGAACACUUUAAAUGUAACAGUGAUACCAGAUAUCAUCAAUCCAUCGAAUAUCGUAAUUAUCAUUUGAUGUACGAAUCAAUCCAACCCAUAUCUGGUGAACCUGUAUAUAAGGCUACGUUGAAACGCUUCACACACGUCACCGUCGAUGUAACCGACACUAAAAACGUUGCCAAACAACUCGUGGUGUUUGUGGCAACACAAAACGAUGAAAUUAUGAAGUUGGCAAUACUGCCAAGGUACGAGGGUGCCUGUUUAGUUGAGACUUGGAGGUUGAAGAAUGGGAAGGAAGGAUUUAAUAUAAACACGAUGCAGUUUGUUAAGGCUUCUAUGUCGAUCUACAUAGGCAGUGAUAAUGGCGUUUUGAGAAUAGGCAGUGAAAGGUGUUCUCGCUACAAGAGUCGAUCAAGUUGUGUGGGUGCCGUCGAUCCGCAUUGCGGCUGGGACGAUGCUCGAGAACUGUGUGUGAAAGCAUCGACGCAUUUACAAGAUUCUUACUUCAUUCAGUCCACUGCUAGCUGCCCUACUGUCAACACGCCUGUCGACGGUGGCUGGUCGUCAUGGUUGGACUGGGAGCAAUGCAUGCAAGAUGACACACCGUAUGCUGCUUACAGCGACGAUAAACCAGACAUGUGCAUGUGCAGAAAGCGCCGAUGUGACAACCCUAGGCCCGCGAAUGGAGGACAAAACUGUCAAGGUGCAAGCAUAGCAGUAACCAACUGUACUGUGCAUGGAGGAUGGUCCGCCUGGUCUGGUUGGUCAGAGUGCUCCGCAUCUUGCGGUAUCGCCGUUAAAUCCCGUCGAAGAUCGUGCACAUCGCCUGAACCGAAGUUUGGAGGUCGUGUUUGCGUUGGAUUGGAUGUAAAGGAUAUGUACUGCUCUAAUCUGCCACCAUGCCCUGAUCCCGCAUUAGCUCCAGUUGAUGGCUCAUGGUCUCCAUGGAAUGCUUGGUCACCCUGUACCGGCACGGGAUGUGGUGUCGGUGCAGGGAUUCGGGAGAGGCGGCGAGUUUGUGGCAGCCCUGCGCCCAAACACGGUGGGGCAGAUUGUGACGGACCACGCUCCGAGCGACAAUCCUGCGACCUAAGGCCUUGUGAGCUGAGGAAGGCCACUGCCUGGUCGCCUUGGGUGCAAAUACCAAGUAAUACUUCAGAUGGGAGUUACAUGGAAAAAAGAUUCAAGUUCUUAUGUAAAGCGCCAACACCGGAACAGAUUAGGUUAUCACUGGCACGUGAAGAAGAGAGAUACUGCAACGCUCGAGGAACAUGUAGCAGUACGCCCCCAGAGGAGGAUUCGGCCUGGGAGCCCUGGGGGCCUUGGGAGGCCUGCUCGGCUGCGUGUGGUGGGGGACAGCAAGCCCGCAGGCGGCGCUGUCGUAACACUUCUUGCGAAGGGCCUGCGGACAUGUUACGUGCAUGUAAUACGCACGCAUGCGUCGGUCAAUGGGCUUGUUGGAGCGAAUGGAGUGAAUGUAGUGGAAGUUGUGAUUCCGGUUCCACCGGGCAUCGGACUCGUACACGCAUGUGCCUCUCGCCUGAAGGUUGUGCGGACGCUGGAGCUGCUCUUGAGAGACGUAUCUGCGUUAAUAAUUGUGCAGAAACCGAAGUUGGCUGGGGCCCAUGGGGCGAAUGGGGAGAAUGCCACAGCGGCGAAAGACUUAGAAGACGCAGUUGCGAGUCCGGAGCCUGUGUUGGACCUCAACUGCAAGUAGCCAGUUGUGCUUCCGAUGACGCUGAUAUGGAUAACGAGUUAAACGCGAUGCCAGCUUAUAGCCAAAACGUGGAAAUGGCGUCAUUCGUCACCAUGUCUAACCACGAGUCGCUAAGUAUAGGCGGCAUUAUUGGCUGCGUGGUAGCUGCGUUUGUUGUAGGUGUUCUGGUUUGCCUGGCUUCGGUUAUCUUCUGCCAAAGGCGUGGGUCGCUGCCGUGGAACCGACAACCCCGCGUGCCAUCUAGCCCGCACUACAUUACAGCAAAGCAGAACAGUUACGUCACGGUGCCGCUUAAGGAAGUGCCUCGUAAAGCAAAGCGGCAGCCAUCUUUCUCCGGCAUUGGCAAUACAAGUGGGAUACUCCUCUCAAAGAGCAACAAUCUAUCCAACGCGAAUCACAACAAUCCCCUGACAACACCGAAACUAUACCCAAAGGCUAUCGCGAAUGAAUACGAUUCAAUGGGCACCUUACGAAGACACUCCAACCAGCCAAACAAUAAAACUAACCUUGACAUCGAGGAAGACAAGUUUUACUGAAGAACACAACCUUGUAUGUAUAUCGGAACUAAAUUAUUUACAUGCUUUUAUUAGGCAGAAAAUUUUGUAUUAAUAUGUACAUAAGGUAACAAUUUAAAAGGAUUCUAAGCCUUAAGGGACAUGUUAAAGCAAUUAGUUGAAUGUUACUUUUUGCUUUAACAAAUUAUAGUGUGACAAGGAACGCGUGCUAUACGCUUGGUAUAUUAUGCCCCUGUUGCUGAUCUCUGAGAUUACGGCAACCCUUUUGACGUACUGAAAAAAAAAGUGCUUCCAGUACUAUAGAAAACGUAUCGUCUUGUAGCUUUUAAUAUUGUAAAUAACUUUUUAGGAGCUCUUAAAGAGCUAUAUAGCUCAGUGCAUACGUUUAUGAUAAACUGAUCGAUGAACAUCGUGGAAUUUUAUGACUCUUAAUAGAUAAGGGUAUGUUACGAAGACAUUCCAACCGAAACAAAUAAGACAAAACUCAGUAUCAAGUAAGACGAGUCUUAGCGAUGAUAUUGAUUUCACGUGCAUUUACAGGCAGUGUAUAUUAUGAUCUUCGUGCAAGGUCAUGGUUUAGUUUAUUUUUAAAAUAUUCCAUGUAAACUCUGUGUGUUUGCUGUCUAGAUGACAUUCCAAAAAGGCUUCGAUCAAUAAUUUACUACUAGAUAUGCUGCCAGUUUAAAAAGUAUCCGUGAAAAAUAAGUUCUCAACCACGAAUUCGGAAUCUAUAUUCGGUAGUUAGUAAGUCACUAACAAAGAAAGAAAAUAAAGCCAAUACGAAUGUGCUUAGCGUCCGAAAGAGCGACGAAAGUGGCUGGUCUUAUUUAUUACGUAUUUUAAAUAAGAAUCUUCAUAUUAUGUUAUGAGAUAUUCAAUUUAUUUUUGAAUAGCUAACAAGUUAUAAGUUUACACAAGUCGGACACAUUUUAGGACUGUACGAGUAUAUGUAAUAGGUACAUUAAUGAUCGACGUAAAAGUGAACAAACAAACUAAUAUAAUUGUAGCUGGGUGUUAUAUAUGUAUAACUUUUUUCGGCUAAAUGGUAAAUACCAUAGAUAAUGAUCCAAAAAAUAUACCUACAUAAAAAUUGUGGCUAGAUGUUAAGGCUAGCUUUACAAUAAAAUGGCUAUAUAGUUAAUAAUAGUUAAAGGUCCAUGUGAUCCAAAAGAGCUUUGGAUAAGCUACUAUAUUUUAUUGCGAUAUUCUACUAUCGUAUCGUCAAAAAUUCCGCAUGUUUAGAACAUGGAUGGAACAUUGGACGAUACCUGCUUUGACAAAUAGUUACAAAAUAACUGAUCAGCAUUUCGUACCUGUUUGGGAGAGAAGUACGAUCGCACAAUCUUACUUGACUGGUGUGAAGUGCGAAAGCUAUCGGAAACGUUUGCGCAUAAACUAUGUAAAAAGUCGCCAUUGAAUUCCUAAAGAGCAUUUCUGCCCGGCCUUUAGUGCUUAUUUCAGACCGGCCAACAUAGAUUGAGCGUAUUGUAAAACAAAAUUUAUCACUAUCCGAUUAAACAUAAUGUUCUUGGCCGGUACUUAAUAGCGGAUAUACGAGAAACAUUUUUAAGAAAAUAGCAUAUAUAGUUACUUUAUUUAGUCACAACAAUUUCAUGACUUUCUUUUUUCUCACAAGAUAAAACACCAGUUGGUACAUAGGGGAAACUCAAUUGAAAUUGAAACCAAAAGUCAAACCUUUAACAAAAUAAACAGCGAUACUCUUACGAUAUCUUACGAUAACUCAAAAACAGUGUCCACAAAAUUUCACUAGUGCUUCUUAUAUAAGACAUUUCUGUCCGAUAUAUUAUAUACGAGAUAUUCCCAUGGGUUGCUUCUGAGAAACGGAUCUUGAUGCGUAGCGCAGAUAAAUCAUAAAGAGCGAGAAGACUUUGGACUUCGUACAAACUGAUACAAUACAUUUUUUCUGUCCAACAUAAUAAUAUUACAAAAGUUUUAUGAUGGAUCUUCUAAUUCUCGUCCACACAUUGGUGCGUUGGAUGAAAUCCCUACUAAUAUUAUAAAUGUGAAUGUAAGUUUGUUUGUUACGC
This is a messenger RNA of Pararge aegeria (speckled wood butterfly), 5756 nucleotides long. RefSeq names its product semaphorin-5B (gene Sema5c). Gene Ontology annotation, molecular function: chemorepellent activity; semaphorin receptor binding. The transcript is spliced from 20 exons. The record is from RefSeq and is a predicted model, not a curated record. NCBI's taxonomy places the organism in Eukaryota, Metazoa, Arthropoda, Insecta, Lepidoptera, Nymphalidae. Bases 427 to 3729 code for a protein of 1100 amino acids. Gene Ontology annotation, biological process: neural crest cell migration; semaphorin-plexin signaling pathway; positive regulation of cell migration.